Messenger RNA from Dendrobium catenatum, 2177 nucleotides. RefSeq names its product embryogenesis-associated protein EMB8-like. NCBI's taxonomy places the organism in Eukaryota, Viridiplantae, Streptophyta, Magnoliopsida, Asparagales, Orchidaceae. The transcript is spliced from 14 exons. The record is from RefSeq and is a predicted model, not a curated record. Gene Ontology annotation, molecular function: monoacylglycerol lipase activity; short-chain carboxylesterase activity. Bases 16 to 1956 code for a protein of 646 amino acids.
UACCCAUACCCACCCAUGCCCAUUGGGUAUGAGUGGGUACGUGGGUGGGUGUGGGUAUGGGCACCCAAUCCAGAGCUCUGUUCAACAACCAUGCAGAUUCUGGUUGAGCAGCGUACUAGAAAAAACAGGAUGGACGGUCAUGAUGGUUGCUUGUCGCCAUUCUCAUGGUUUAUCAUAUGCCUGCGCGCCCGUGAUCUAGGGUUAAGGUCCCCUUCGUUGUUCAGAGCAAUGGGGAGCGGGGUUCCGGAGGGGGAGGUACCAGUCACAGGGCUUCUCAUAAUGGCAGCGUCGAUGAUGCCGGCGUAUGUCUAUGUUGUGGUGGUUCUCCUCCUCCUUGUUGUGAUCCUUUACGGUUUUCUCGAGUUCCAUUUCAUUGGAGAUUUAUUUCGUGGAUUCCGGGGAGAUCGUGUGAAUCUUACGUUCGAUCCCAGGUCCAUGAUCUACGAGAAUGUCGUCUCCAAGUGUCGGGUUCUCCAGGGGAGGUACUUGGCAACGCUGUGGCUUUCCAGUCCCCAUUUACAGAUCGCCUUUCUGACUUUAUACGGGAGGCCUCCUGUCUUUACUUACAGAAGGCAACUUUUCUCUGUAUCUGAUGGUGGAACUAUUGCUUUGGAUUGGCUGCUUGCUUCUGAUGUUGCAGGUGGUUCUUUGGACAAUGGUAGGAUCAUCUCUAAAGAGGAUAUUACCCCAAUUGUUAUUGUGGUGCCUGGCCUAACCAGCGAUUCGUCUUCUGCUUAUGUAAAGCAUUUAGCUUACAAGAUAGCAAAGCGUGGUUGGAAUGUUGUUGUUGAAAACCAUCGUGGGCUUGGCGGUGUUUCCAUAACUUCUGAUUAUUUUUACAAUGCUGGUUGGACAGAAGAUAUACGAGAAGUUGUCAACCAUCUUCAUCAGAAAUACUCUAUGGCUCCUAUCUUUGCUGUUGGAACAAGCAUUGGCGCCAAUAUUCUGGUCAAGUAUCUUGGAGAGGAAGGGGAGAAAACUCCAGUUGCUGGGGCCGCAUCUAUUUGUUCUCCAUGGGAUCUUGUGGUUUGUGAUAGAUUCAUUAAUCGCAGACUUGUCCAGCGGUUCUAUGAUAGAGCUCUCACAAUUGGUCUCAAAGGUUAUGCCCAAUUACAUCAGCCUGUCAUGACACGUCUUGCAAAUUGGGAUGGCAUCAGGAAGUCACGUUCUGUUCGGGACUUUGAUAACCAUGCCACAUGCCUAGUUGGAAAAUUUGAGACUGUGGAUACAUACUACCGCCGUUGUAGUAGUGUUAGCUACGUAGGGAACGUAUCAGUUCCAUUGCUCUGCAUAAGUGCUUUGGAUGAUCCCGUAUGUACCAAGGAAGCGAUUCCUUGGGAUGAGUGCAGAGCAAACAAGAAUAUUAUUCUGGCAACAACAGUCCAUGGAGGUCAUCUUGGAUAUUUUGAAGGGAUAACUGCAAGCAGCGUAUGGUGGGCAAGAGCUGUCGAUGAGUUUCUCUCUGUUCUGCAUUCUGGCCCGUAUAUGCAUGGACAGAAGAUGGAGAGCCCUGAUCUAUAUACUCCACUGGAUUCUUCCAUUGAUAAAAGCCCAUAUAUAAAUUUGACAAAAGAUGGAUUAGUUACUGCAAUGAGAAGUAGAACAGAAGAUGAAGACAUUGCUGGUGAAAAUGAUGAGCAGGGAGACAUUGAAGCAGAAGCUGUAAGUGGAGCCAUUGAUAUCACAGCCAGUGGAGCCAUUGAUACUCCUUCAUUAAUGUCUUUGCGUCCGGGUCAGACGGAAGACGAAAAUGCAGGUGUCCGAACUCCCAAAGAUGCUUCUGCCACAUCAAUGAAGACAUGCCUCAAGCAGCUUUCAAGGCAAAGCCAAAAAUCAUUGUGGUUACUUGCUUACAUAGCCAUCGUCUCAUCGUGGCCCCUGGUUGGCUCUGCUCUUCUUUUUGUAUUUAGGAGUAAGCUGAAGGGCGUUUUGCCCCAUUCAGUACGCAGAGGAUAAAUGAUACGAAAAGUAGAUAUCGUAUGCACUAAAAACUGGUGGUUCUCGUUUCACAAAUGAAUAUAGAAUAAACAAAUAUAUCAGCUGGGGUAUUAGAUGAUUUCCUUUCUCUUCCUCUGCAAAUCACAUGCCGUUGUAAUAUAUAAAAAGGCAGCAUUGUUGUGAAACUCGAAUGCAAAGUAUUGCUUCUAAAAUAUAAAUUUACUGGUGGCUUCAUCAUA